AUGCAAAGCAGGAUUAUUGCUAUUAUUUCUUUUUCUGUUACUUAUUUCCGCUAUCCAUUACUCCACCAUACUUUAUCAUAUUUCUCCGCUUACUCUUUUCCUAUCCUUCAUUCUCUACUGUAUCUUCCUUUCUUUUCUUUUUUUUUGGUCUUUUUUCACACUCCAGCCAUUCAUAUUAUUCUUUGGCCCAUCAUCUUUAUUCUUUUCGUUUACAACAAUAUUCUUUACCUUUUCCAUUUUCUUCUUUCAUUUAUUUCUCGUUCGCUUUCACUUCUUCAUCAACUUAGUUUUUCUUUUCCGUUAUUUUUCUUUUGGUCUUCGGAUAUCUUUUUGUUCUCCUUCACCUCCGCUUUCUUCUUUGCUCCAUCUCUCCUCUUUCUUCUUAAUAUUCUUCUUCUUCUUCUUCUUCUUCUUCUUCUUCUUUCGUUCAAUCUCUUUUUCUUCUUGUUUCUCAUCCUUAUCUUCUACCCUUUACUCCUACCCUUCUUCCUCUUCUUUACUUUUCUCUUUUUCUUCCGUUCCCCCUCCUCUUUGACUAUCAAUUUUAUUGUCCAUACAUUUGUUCUUCCUUUUUUCUCUUUUUCUUUGUUUUCCUCUUUCUUGUCUCUUCGUUUCCUUUUUCUCUCAUUUCCUACUCCCCCUUCACAUUUUCCUUCUCUCUUUCAGCGUCUUAUCCCUUUUGUUUUUCUCUUUUCUUGCUUCACCACCCACUUUCAUUCAUUUUCCUUCCUCGUCGCUUUUCCAUCUUCAUUUCUUUCUUUCAUCGUCCUGAUAAUAUACAGUCCUGGGUAUGACAAUAAACAUCAUCCGGCAGCAUGA
Molecule: messenger RNA, 819 nt
Organism: Acanthosepion pharaonis
Lineage: Eukaryota; Metazoa; Mollusca; Cephalopoda; Sepiida; Sepiidae
Source: the annotation of a GenBank genome assembly